Messenger RNA from Mustela erminea (ermine), 1592 nucleotides. RefSeq names its product short stature homeobox 2 (gene SHOX2). The coding region runs from base 176 to 1174 and encodes 332 amino acids. NCBI's taxonomy places the organism in Eukaryota, Metazoa, Chordata, Mammalia, Carnivora, Mustelidae. The record is from RefSeq and is a predicted model, not a curated record. Gene Ontology annotation, molecular function: sequence-specific double-stranded DNA binding; DNA-binding transcription factor activity, RNA polymerase II-specific. The transcript is spliced from 5 exons. Gene Ontology annotation, cellular component: nucleus. Gene Ontology annotation, biological process: regulation of transcription by RNA polymerase II.
UCUUCUCUUCUUUUUUUUCUUCUUCUUCUUCCUCCUCCUCCAGCUCCUCCCCCACCCCCUGCCCCAUUGAUGUGUUAUUAUUGGGGGGGUUGGAGCAGUAAAAAAAGAAGAAGGAAAAAAAGAGCGGGGCUCGGCUGGGAGAGGUUGAGCGCGGGGCUGACCGGCUUCGGCGGCGAUGGAAGAACUUACGGCGUUCGUCUCUAAGUCUUUUGACCAGAAAGUGAAGGAGAAGAAGGAGGCGAUCACGUACCGAGAAGUGCUGGAGAGCGGGCCGCUGCGCGGGACCAAGGAGCCGACGGGCUGCGCCGAGCCGGGCCGAGACGACCGCAGCAGCCCGGCAGUCCGGGCGGCCGGCGGAGGCGGCGGCGGAGGAGGAGGCGGAGGCGGAGGCGGAGGAGGCGGAGGAGGUGCAGGAGGAGGAGGAGCAGGCGGAGGAGCUGGAGGAGGGCGCUCUCCCGUCCGGGAGCUGGACAUGGGCGCCGCUGAGAGAAGCAGAGAGCCUGGCAGCCCGCGGCUCACCGAGGUGUCCCCAGAGCUGAAGGAUCGCAAGGAGGAUGCAAAAGGGAUGGAAGACGAAGGCCAGACCAAAAUCAAGCAGAGGCGAAGUCGGACCAAUUUCACUCUGGAACAACUCAACGAACUGGAGAGGCUUUUCGAUGAGACCCACUACCCAGACGCUUUCAUGCGGGAGGAACUGAGCCAAAGGCUGGGACUGUCCGAAGCCCGAGUGCAGGUUUGGUUUCAAAAUCGAAGAGCAAAAUGUAGAAAACAAGAAAAUCAACUCCAUAAAGGUGUUCUCAUAGGGGCUGCCAGCCAGUUUGAAGCUUGUAGAGUUGCACCCUAUGUCAAUGUAGGUGCUUUAAGGAUGCCAUUUCAGCAGGAUAGUCAUUGCAACGUGACGCCCUUGUCCUUUCAGGUUCAGGCGCAGCUGCAGCUGGACAGCGCCGUGGCGCACGCGCACCACCACCUGCACCCGCACCUGGCCGCGCACGCGCCCUAUAUGAUGUUCCCGGCGCCGCCCUUCGGACUGCCGCUGGCCACCCUGGCGGCGGACUCAGCCUCCGCCGCCUCUGUGGUGGCUGCCGCCGCCGCAGCCAAAACCACAAGCAAGAACUCCAGCAUCGCGGAUCUCAGACUGAAAGCCAAAAAGCACGCUGCUGCCCUGGGUCUGUGACGCCAACGCCAGCGCCGAAUUCGCGCCCCCAGCGCGGCGCGCACCCUGCAAACCCUCCGUGCCCCGCUGCUUUCCGUUUAACCCCUCCGGACCUCCGGAACCGACCCUUUUUCCGCCCCGCUGAUCGCCCUUUGCCACCUUCCACAUACGAGACUCGGAGGGCGAGACUCUGCGCCGGACCUUGAAUCCCCCUAGGCGCACCAGCUCUCUGGCUCCUGACCAUAAACUUACCCAAGGGCGUAGAAUUUGGCUUCGUACGGGCAAGUUUUCGGGAAGUCUGGAGCGAGACUGAACAAGGGAGCGCUGGGACACGGGAGUGUGGCUCACGGCAAAGCUGCAACGAUGGACUCUUGCGUAGAAAUAAAAAUCCAGUUAAUAAAAAAUGAGCAAAAAAAAAAAAAAAAAAAAAAAAAAAAAA